Caenorhabditis angaria is the source of this 5661-nucleotide messenger RNA. The record is from the annotation of a GenBank genome assembly. NCBI's taxonomy places the organism in Eukaryota, Metazoa, Nematoda, Chromadorea, Rhabditida, Rhabditidae.
UUGGGCCCGUUCAAAAUCGACAAUUUCGGGCAAAACGUCGUGUACAAUCCGUGGUCGUGGAACAAAUUUGCGAAUGUGCUGUUUUUGGAAUCGCCAGCUGGCGUGGGAUUUAGUUAUAGCUUGGGUGAGAUUUUUUUGGGCUGAAAUUCUGAAAAUUUUUGAGAUUCUUCUGGAAAUUCUACGUUUUUUGACACCCAACAAGCCUAGGGUUACUGUCGAUUUUGGGGCCAAAAAUUUGGAAUUUCAAAUUUUGUAGAUCAAAAUUAUACUGUAGCUAAAAAUUCCACGUUUUUUGACACCAAACAAGCCUAGGGUUACUGUAGAUCAAAAAAUGUUCGAAAAAUUCAUUAAAAAUCAUUCAAUUUUCCUGUUAGCAUGAUCAAUGCUCAUCUUAUAAAAUCCUGGAGCUACAGUACUCUUCCCAAUUGGUCCCGCCACGAUUAAUUGGAGUACGGUAGCCGCCAAAAUUGCCAUGGUGAAAAAGAAGAAUUGCAUUUUUCAGAUUGAAAAUUUGAAUUUUGGGCCUGGUUUUUAAAGGGACAUGCGGGUUCCCAGGAGACUAGACCCAAUAAAAAUAUUUUUGGAUUUUGCAAAAAUAUUUUUGGCCACGUGGAUUUGAUUUUUUUUGACACCGAAUGAGCCUAGGGUUACUGUAGAUUUUGGUGCCAAAAUUUCGGAAUUUUUAAAAAUUGCAGAUCAAGGAUUACUGUAGCUCAAAAAUCCACGUUUUUGACACCGAAUAAGCCUAGGGUUACUGUAGAUUUUGGGGCCAAAAAUGUGGAAUUUGAAAUUUUUGUAGAUCAAGGAUUACUGUACUUGAAAAUCCACGUUUUUAGACACCAAAUAAGCCUAGGGUUACUGUAGGGUUUGGCGCCAAAAAAUGAAUUUUCAAAAUUUUUGUAGAUCAAAAUUAUACUGUAGCUCAAAAAUCCACGUUUUUUGACACCCAACAAGCCUAGGGUUACUGUAGUUUUCAAAUUUUCGUAGAUCAAAUAAUCAUCUAGAUUUUUUUUUGGAAUUUUUGAUCUACAGUAAUCACAUGACGAUUUGGAGUACUGUAGUUCAAUAUAAAAAAAAAUCCACGUGGAUUUUCACGAGCUACAGUACCCCUAAAUUGUUUUUUGAUAAGAAAUUUCUGCAAAAAUAUUACUGUAGCUCAGGAUUACUGUAGCUUCCAGAUUUUUUAUAUCAAAUUUUGCUCAUAUUAAACUAUUUUUCAUCAAAAAUAGCUUGAAAUUCAUGGAAUUUCAUGAAAAAUUCGAAACAUUGCUCAUAUUAGCACAUUUUUUAUCAGAUUUUUUUUUUGCAGAUGGCAACACUACAGUAGCCGAUGAUGAUGUCUCACUUCAAAACUACAAUGCUCUCCUAUCAUUCCUCGUCAAAUUUCCCGAAUACCGUAGUCGUGACCUAUUUCUGACCGGCGAAUCCUACGCCGGUGUUUAUAUUCCAACUUUGGCUGUGAGAAUUUUGGGGGACCCGAAUAAUUUUCCGAAUUUCCGGGGAGUCGCAAUUGGGAAUGGUGCCCUCGAUUUUCCGAAUAACUAUAAUACGAUGGUACCGUUGUAUUAUUGGCAUGGAAUUGUGAGAGAUGGGUGAGUUUUUGGGCUAGAAAAUGGUAUUUUUUGGAUUUUUGUGAGUUCUAGAUGUGAAAUUCGGAUUCCUCGUGAAAUUUCGAGUUUUUAGACACCCAUAUUCAUAUAUUUUGAUAAAAUUUUGAAAAAAAGGCCUUUUUUGGGCCUUAUAGGCCCUAUAUUAAAUUUUCAUCAAAACUAUAUACUUAUGGGUGUCUAGAAACUCGAAAUUUCACCAGAAACCUGAAAAUCACCACCCUGAUAUCCGAAAUUGUCUAGAAAAUCGAGUUUCACAUCUGUAGACUUCGAAAAAUCUUAAAAUUCUCAUGAAACUUUGGAUUUUUAAAAUUUCUAAGAAGUUUGAUGUAGAAAUUUGGAUUCCUUGUGAAAUUUCGAGUUUUUAGACACCCAUAUUCAUAAAUUUCUGAGCACUUUUAGUUUUGGGACCAUUGAGCCCUCAGAAGUGCUAUUUUUUGAAAAUCAUCAAAACUAUACACAUUUGGGUGUCUAAAAACUCGAAAUGUCACGGGGAAUCCGAAUUUCGAGGUCCUAGUUGCUGAAAAUGUCAAAAAUCCCAAGUUUCAUGAAAUUUUAAUUUUAUAUCAAAAAUAUGAAACACGAUUUUCUAGAAGAUUUCAAAUGUUCUUACGGCGAUUUUCGGAUUCGCCGUGAAAUUUCGAGUUUUUAGACACCCAUAUUCAUAUAUUUUGAUCAAAGAGCACUUUUCAGGGCUCAAUGGUCCCAAAACUAAAAGUUAUCAAAACAAUACACAUUUGGGUGUCUAGAAAACCGAAAUUCCACGGGGAAUCCGAAUUUUGUGGUCCGAGUUGCUGAAAAUGUCAAAAAUCCCAAUUUUCAUGAAAAAUUUAAAUUUUCAGUGAACCAAAAGCAUGAAACACGAUUUUCUAGAAGAUUUUGGAUGUUGGGAUAGUGAUUUUUGAAUUUCUCGUGAAAUUUCGAAUUUUUAGACAUCCAUAUUCAUAUAUUUUGAUCAAAGAGCACUUUUCAGGACUCAAUGGUCCCAAAUCUAAAAGUUAUCAAAACUAUACACAUAUGGGUGUCUAGAAAACCGAAAUUCCACGGGGAAUCCGAAUUUUGUGGUCCGAGUUGCUGAAAAUGUCAAAAAUCCCAAUUUUCAUGAAAAAUUUAAAUUUUCAGUGAACCAAAAGCAUGAAACACGAUUUUCUAGAAGAUUUUGGAUGUUGGGAUGGUGAUUUCUGAAUUUCUCGGGAAAUUUCGAGCUGUUAGACACCCAUAUGUAUGGUUUUGAUGAAAUUUUGAAAAAAAACCCUAAUUUAGGGCCUUAAGGUCUCAAAACUAAAAGUUAUCAAAACUAUAUGAAUAUGGGUGUCUAAAGACUCGAAAUUUCACGGGGAAUCCGAAUUUCGAGGUCCUAGUUGCUGAAAAUGUCAAAAAUCCCAAGUUUCAUGAAAUUUUAAUUUUAUAUCAAAAAUAUGAAACACGAUUUUCUAGAAGAUUUCAAAUGUUCUUACGGCGAUUUUCGGAUUCGCCGUGAAAUUUCGAGUUUUUAGACACCCAUAUUCAUAUAUUUUGAUCAAAGAGCACUUUUCAGGGCUCAAUGGUCCCAAAACUAAAAGUUAUCAAAACAAUACACAUUUGGGUGUCUAGAAAACCGAAAUUCCACGGGGAAUCCGAAUUUUGUGGUCCGAGUUGCUGAAAAUGUCAAAAAUCCCAAUUUUCAUGAAAAAUUUAAAUUUUCAGUGAACCAAAAGCAUGAAACACGAUUUUCUAGAAGAUUUUGGAUGUUGGGAUGGUGAUUUCUGAAUUUCUCGGGAAAUUUCGAGCUGUUAGACACCCAUAUGUAUGGUUUUGAUGAAAUUUUGAAAAAAAACCCUAAUUUAGGGCCUUAAGGUCUCAAAACUAAAAGUUAUCAAAACUAUAUGAAUAUGGGUGUCUAAAGACUCGAAAUUUCACGGGGAAUCCGAAUUUCACUAUUAGAACUAUGAAAAAUCUUGUUUUCCAGCCUCUACACCCAAAUCACCGCUCAUUGCUGUGGUGGAAACAUCGAAACGUGCCCAAUCUUCGACAGAUUUCAAGAUCAAGUAUGCCGUGAGAUGAUAAUUUCAGAACUUGAUGCAACUAAUGAGCUGAACAUGUAUAAUUUAUAUGAUGUUUGUUAUUAUUCACCAAGUGGAGCUGGAAAAAGAGCACAUAUUGAGAGAUUUUUCCGGAGGAUUAAUGGGCUCCCGCAACGAAAGACUGUGAAGGUAUUAGGCUCUGAAAUCGAAAAAUUUGAAUUUCCCGCAAAAAUUUACCCCGGGAAGUUGGAAAAUUCAAAUUUUGCUCAUUUUUGGAUGAAAAUUUGAAUUUUUCAACUUCCCGGGAUCAAUUUUAGCGGGAAAUUUGAAUUUUAAUAAAAUUUAAAGGAACAUACCAUAUCUUCACAAGUACCUCUAUGUGCUCAAACCAAUAACACCUAUAUUUAUUUGAAUCGCGCGGAUGUUCGGAAAUCAUUGCAUAUUCCGAGCAGUGUGCAAGUUUGGCAAGAGUGUAGGUGAGCAUUUUUGAAGUUUCGGACCGCGAAAUUCGGAUUCCCUGUGAAAUUUCGAGUUUUUAGACACCCAUAUGUUGAUGGUUUUGAUAACUUUUAGUUUUGAGACCUUAAGGCCUUAAAUUAGGGUUUUUUCAAAACUAUAUGAAUAUGGAUGUCUAGAAGCUCAAAAUUUCACGAAAAAUUCAAAAAUCAACAUAGCUGGAUCGAAAAUCUGCUAGAAAAUCGGUUUUUGGUUCACUGAAAAUUUUAAAAAUUUAUGAAACUUGGAAUUUUUGAAAUUUUCAGCAACUAGGACCUCGAAAUUCGGACUCCCCGUGAAAUUUCGAGUUUUUAGACACCCAUAUGUUGAUGGUUUUAUUGAUUUUCAGAAAAGAGCAUUUUUGAGGGCUCAAUGGUCCCAAAACUCAAAAUUCUCAGAACUAUAUGAAUAUGGGUGUCUAAAAACUCGAAAUUUCACAAAAAAUUCAAAAAUCACCAUCCCAACAUCCAAAAUUUUCUGAUUUUCCAGCGACGACGUCGGAAAUCACUACAAAGUCACACAUUUCAACGUGAUUCCCGAAUUUCAAGCUCUAAUCGCUGCUAAAAAACGCAUUUUGGUGUAUAAUGGAGAUGUUGACACGGCGUGUAAUGUGAUUAUGAAUCAACAAUUUUUGACAUCGUUGAAUUUGACGAUUAAGGUGAGUUUUGACGGGAAAAAUGAUCGAUUUUCAGUCGAAAAUUGAGAUUUUUGAAAUUUUCAGAAAAUCUGAGUUAGAAAUUCAGAUUCCUCAUGAAAUUUGGAGUUUUUAGACACCCAUAUGUAUAUAGUUUUGAAAAUUUUUGAAAAUGAGCCCUUUUGAGCUCACAAUGGUCCCAAAGUUAAAAGUUAUCAGAACUAUAUGCAUAUGGGUGUCUAAAAGCUCGAAAUUUCACAGGGAAUCUGAAAAUUAGGGCCAGAGCCUCUGAAAUUUUCAAAAAUCCGAGGUUUCAUGAGAUUUUCACAAGUCUCGAGACGUAAAAUUCGAUUUUCUAGACAAUUUUGGAUGUUAGGAUGGUCUUUUUUGAGUUCCUGGUGAAAUUUUGAGUUUUUAGACACCCAUAUGUUAAAGGUUUUGAUGAAUUUUGAAAAUGAGCACUUUUCAGGGCUCAAUGGUCCCAAAUCUGAAAUUUAGCAUAACUAUAUACAUAUGGGUGUCCAAAAACUCGAAAUUUUACGGGGAAUUCGAAUUUCGCCAUGGGGACUCUUAGAAAACCACCACAUUCCCACUUUUAAUAUCAGGAGAGCUCGAAAAUAUGCUUUUUUCAAAAUUUCUCAAACCCCUAUGAUAAUGGGCAUCAAAAUGUUCCAAAUUUCACCAGGAAUCCAAAAUUUCUACUAAUUUCCAGGGCGAAGCAGUUGUGAAUGUUCCAUGGCGCUACCCAGGUCAAACUGGCACAGCAGUCGCCGGUUUUCAGACAAACUACGUGGAAAACGUGGAUUUUUUGACAGUUCGUGGAAGUGGACAUUUUGUGCCCGAAGACAAGCCGAGAGAAUCACAACAAAUGAUUUAUAAUUUUUUGAAACAGCGCGAUUUUUCGAGUCCUAUUGAUUUUUAG